UCAGCAAUUCAGCUGAAAAGAACAGACCUCUUGUGAUGUAACAGGAAGACACAAGCAGAGCUAACCUCACUGUCAGUUUGGAGGAUCGGUGUUUAUGAGAUCCUGGAGCUCACGUAAUCGUCGGGAGAAUCAUGUCGCAAGUACCGGACAUCCCGGACACCAAGGCCAUAGAUGGCGAGAGGCCCAUGUCCAUCGUGCGUCGUAUGGACCGCGAAAGGGAGCGGAUGCUGGGAAUGACGGAUGAGGAGCGGGCGUGGAGGAAGAAAUGGCUGGACGCUCAGAAACUCGCGCCCGAGGAGCCGGUGAUGCCGGAGGGCUACUACCAAGAGAUGUACAAUCCGAUCAGGAGAUUCUACAUGGCGCCCGGAAGAAAAUUCGAGGGCAUGCUGGAACCGUUUAUUGGUAAAGGACCGGCGUACGUAACUCGGCGCACUUUAACCGGAAUGAUGAUGGGCGUCUUUGCGACCUAUUGCAUCUAUUAUCAUCUCAAGUACAACAAAAUGAAUUGGAUGAGAAACGGUGGAUGGAAGAUCACAAUUUCUAGACACAAAAUGUAUCCCGACACUAAGGAUCUGAACGUCUUAUACAGAACGAAGGGCACUGAUUUCUACGUGAACGAUUUCGACAAGUCGCCUAUAUAAAUCUUGAAAGCGCGGUAUCUUCCUUGUAUAGUUAUUUAAUUGAACAUCGUUAAAUGUCACGAAAGUGAGAGACGCGAUGUUAAUAAAUGUCAUUAGUAAUAAACGGUUA
This is a messenger RNA of Vollenhovia emeryi, 750 nucleotides long. RefSeq lists its product as uncharacterized. Gene Ontology annotation, biological process: mitochondrial electron transport, NADH to ubiquinone. NCBI's taxonomy places the organism in Eukaryota, Metazoa, Arthropoda, Insecta, Hymenoptera, Formicidae. Bases 132 to 641 code for a protein of 169 amino acids. The transcript is spliced from 4 exons. The record is from RefSeq and is a predicted model, not a curated record.